UCUUAAAUUGAGAUCGAUACAUUCUGGUUCCCUUGUUAAUCUUCCUUUUAGUAGAUGGCCUCCACUAGUGUCACUUGUAUUUCUUCCAUCCUGGAUGAUCUGCAAGCGCUGGAGAACGAUUGUCAAUUUUUUGCAAAUGGGCCGCAGAAGUACCUGAAACGCAUGCUAAGCUAUCUGAGAACAUUUCUUCUGUGUGCGAGAAAAUACAGCAACCAUGAUGUGCAAUUACCAUUUGACAACAAAAAGAACCAGGCAGAUAAUCAUAAAGCAAGCCUAGAAGCUCUGGCAGUUCGGAUUGGAGAUGCCAUUCCCAAGAGGGGAAAAAAGAUCCGAUGGGAUGUGGUCUAUGAUUUAGAAAAAGACAUUAAAUCCUUCGAACAAGAAAUUUGCGAAUGGUAUGUCUUUUUCUUGGGUUCCUCGUCACAGCAGUCCAGUAAUUCGCUCGUUCGACAAGAUGACCUUUUGGAAUUUAUGGAUUCUCUAGUGAAUUAUCUUCCAAGGAGUCGGCCGGCAUACGAAGUUGGACUAAUUAAAGCCCUUGAAGAGAAGCUGGCAUUCCUGAAAAACUUCAUCCGUUUUGUCACACUGCAUGGUGUUGAAAACACAGAAUUGAGACCUUUGUUAGUUCACACUGAAGCUGUGGCUGUCAAUGCAGCACACCUCUCUUAUAAGUGCCAGUUUAAGAAAGGUUUCGGACCGCCCAAGGAUGUCAAGGAAAGCAUUUCGGAACUGCUGCAGAAGAUUAUUCCUGUUGAACCGCAAGUCCUUGGGACCUGUAUCCAGGCCCUGAGUGCUUCAAAAUUAUCAAGACAAUCAUAUGGAGAUACAGAUGAGCACAUAUUGAGAGACUUCCACCAUUCUCUCCUGUGUAAUCUUUGGGAUAAACUAAAGCGUGGUACUUGUUCUGUGAUUUUGCGUCAGCUACAAAUGUUUUAUGAGGGGCUAAAUUCCUUGAGAACCAUUUUGAAGGAGAAGCCAAAGGAGUUCGAUGAGAGAGUAAGAGAUCCUACUCGAGUCGUGAAAUGUUAUGGAGGAGAUGUUAUUUCCCCACUCUCUCUGAAUGCAAUCAAAGAUGCCAUACAAGCCAAGGAUAUGGAUAUUGUGUGUUCUGAGUUAUUGAAAAUAAUUAAGCUCAUUGAUGCAGUAAUCACAGAGAAGUGUCCAGAAUCAUCAUCGUUCAAUUUUCCUAAGACCAAUGGACUGGGCUUUGUUGAUUCCCUUCUAGAAAAGAUGAUGGAUGUGACAAGUUCUGAGGCUGGCUCGAUUGCUUUGAUCGAUCAUCCAAUUCAAAAAGUCCAGGAAGAACUUGUUUGUUUACGUUCUUUGCUGCGGAAAAUUGUGGGCCUGCAAAAUGAAGAUGAGGAGGUCCAGGCAAUUUGGAAUCGUAUUGUUGGGGUGGCAUACAGGAUAGAGUUUCUUAUUGACUCCUUAAUAACUGGAAAUAUCUUAGAUUCUUCUUCAAUGUCCAUUCAUUCCAUUUUAGAAGAAAUGAACAUCAUUAAACCUGCGGCCUUGAAGAUAUGUGACAGCGAAAGACUUGGUGGAAAAGUUAAGGAAGUAACGAAGAGAUUCAAUCACAUGCCACAAGAAGGAAGUAAGCCAAUAGUCAAUGAUGUGGUGGUGGGAUUCGAGGAUGAGACGGCAUCGAUAAUCAAUCAACUCAGAAAUGGAUCACACCAAGUGAAAAUUGUUUCCAUUGUGGGUAUGCCGGGAUGCGGUAAGACAACCUUGGCUAGAAAAGUGUACAAUGAUUCUUCAGUGAAGUCCCAUUUUUAUGAGCGUGCUUGGUGUACUGUUUCUCAAAUCUAUGACAAGAGAAAUCUGUUGCUUCAAAUUUUGAGUUGUAUUGAGUCCAAGCUUCCUGAGUAUGUUUUUAAGAUGGGUGAAGAAGAUCUGGAUGUUUUUAAGAUGGGUGAAGAAGAUCUGGCUCUUAAAGUCAAAAGGCGUUUGCUGAAAAACAGAUAUCUCAUUGUUUUGGACGAUGUAUGGGACUUUGAUGCAUGGAACGGAUUGGAAGCCUCAUUCCCUGAUGAUGGAAAUGGAAGUAGAGUUAUCUUGACAAGUCGGCUCCGUGGUGUUGCUCCGCAAGACAAACUCGACCAUGAACCAUAUUCUCUUCGUCAACUCGCUCCUAAUGAGAGCUGGGAUUUGCUAAAAGGGAAGUUAUAUCCUGGACAAGAUUUGGCUCCUCCAGAACUAUGUGAAAUUCGACAGCAAAUCGUGGAAAUGUGUCAAGGACUACCUCUUACGGUUGUCAUUCUAGCCGGAAUUCUCUCAAGGAUGGACCUACAUGAUUGGAAAGAAGCUGUGGAAGGUUUAAGUUCAAGGAAUGUUUCUAGUACGGAACAAUGUACCGCUACAUUAGAGCUGAGUUACAAACAUUUACCUGAUACUUUGAAGGCAUGUUUUCUUUAUUUUGGAGCCUUUCCAGAAGACCAUGAACACAAUACCAAGAGGUUGAUUUCUCUAUGGGUCGCUGAAGGUUUUGUUCAUAAAACUCAUCCCAAGAGAUCAGAGGAUGUGGCAAAUGAUUACCUGAUGGAACUUAUUAGCAGAAGCUUAGUCACAGUUUCCAAACCAAGAUCCAUUGAUGGGGUCAAAGCCUGCCGCGUUCACGAUUUGUUAUAUGAGUUUUGCGUGACAAAAGCCAAAGAAGAAAACUUUUCGCGGCUGGUACGUAGGGAUGAUAAACUAUCUGAUAUCAAUGUGCCAUUCUACCUACGCCGCUUAUGCAUUGAUUCUAAAGUGGAGCACUUUGACAACUUGAGGUUAUUUUCUCCUGCCAUACGCAGUCUAUUAUUAUUCAGUCACGAUGAAAACAGUAGAAGUAGUUUUGACCUUCGAUUCAUUUUUCACAUCAUCAAACUUGUCAAAGUGUUAGAUUUGAGCCAAAUUAAUCUAGGAAGCACUUUUCCAAGAGAACUAGAACUGCUUGUUCACUUGAGGUACUUGUCAAUUCUUGUUAAUGGUAGGCCCGUCCCUGCAUCAAUAAGUUAUCUCACAAACUUGGAAACAUUGAUUUGGCGAAAUUCUUCUGAUCAUGGUUCAAUAAACUUUGGAACUUGGAUUUGGCGAAAUCCUUGUGUUCAUGGUUCAGUUUCAUUGCCAGAUACUAUAUGGAACCUGAAGAAACUAAGGCAUUUAGAACUAAUUGAUGAGGCCGAUAAGAAUUACCAUUUUAGAUUCCCUGACAACAACCUUGAUAACUCUUCACAGUUGUGUGACUUAGAUAUCUUGUCCUGUCUAAGCCUCAAUCCUCAGAAGAACAUCAACAAGCUGUUGAGAAAGUUUCCAAAUAUCCGCAAGCUGAGAAGCUCUCUUAAUCUUGAUAAGGGCUGUGAAUAUCAUGUAGCAAUGGAUUGUCUAAGUCAUUUGGAAUCACUCAGUCUGAGUUGCGUUGUUUACGGCGGUGACCGAUAUCAGUUAGAUUUCCAAUUUCCUUUGACUAUUAAAAAAUUGACCCUGUCUAAUUUUCGCUUGCCAUGGAGCAAAAUGGCAGCAAUUGGAAAUCUACCCAAUCUUGAGGUGCUCAAAUUGCACCGCCGAUCAUUUGAGGGGGAAAUAUGGGAAAUGGAAGUAGAGAAGUUCCCUAAAGUUCGUUUCUUGAAAUUAGCUUCCCUGCACAUUGUGAAGUGGACAGCCUCCUCCGAGUAUGAGUACGAAGAGCAGGACUAUUUUCCUCGUCUCCAGAAGCUAGUGUUGGAAAACUGUGAUGCAUUGCAGGAGAUCCCUUCUUGUUUGGGAAAUAGUUCAACUCUUGAAAUAAUUGAGGUGUCAAAAUGUCCCAACUGUACCAGUUCAUUGGAGGAAAUUCAGGAAGAGCAAAUAAGCAAUGGAUAUACCGAUCUGAAGAUCCUUAUCUCAUAAUGGACGAUUGAUCUUCUCAACAUCAAGAUCAAGCUGCAAGUUUUUGGAGGAGAUCCCUUCUUGUUUGGAAAAUAUAUGAACUCUUGAAAUAAUUGAAGCGUCUAAAUGUCCCAACUGUACCAGUUCAUUGGAGGAAAUUCAGGAAGAGCAAUUAAACAGGGGAAAUACUGAUCUGAAGAUCCUUAUUUCAUGAUGGAUGACUGAUCUUUUCCAUUGUGUUUGGUUUGGUUGGGCAGCCACUUCAGUCUACUUUUCUUUAUUAAUCCUUUACUUCUGUACACAGAACUGGGAAUGUUGUAUCUGUUUGUUUUCUUUGCAAGUUUCUUGUUAUCCCUGUGACAGAAUCUUGUUUUGGGAUAUAUCACUUCCCGAGUCUGAUGUUUUCUUCCUAAAGAUUCAAGUUAAUGAAGCUGCUUUUUUUU
This is a messenger RNA of Coffea eugenioides, 4289 nucleotides long. Its product is annotated as putative late blight resistance protein homolog R1A-3. The transcript has 2 exons. Lineage: Eukaryota; Viridiplantae; Streptophyta; Magnoliopsida; Gentianales; Rubiaceae. The coding region runs from base 55 to 3867 and encodes 1270 amino acids. The record is from RefSeq and is a predicted model, not a curated record. Gene Ontology annotation, biological process: defense response to other organism. Gene Ontology annotation, molecular function: ADP binding.